Molecule: messenger RNA, 12750 nt
Organism: Anopheles coluzzii
Lineage: Eukaryota; Metazoa; Arthropoda; Insecta; Diptera; Culicidae
Gene: Ubr3
Product: E3 ubiquitin-protein ligase Ubr3
Exons: 10
Coding region: 1788-10007 (2739 amino acids)
Biological process (GO): ubiquitin-dependent protein catabolic process via the N-end rule pathway; protein ubiquitination
Cellular component (GO): ubiquitin ligase complex; cytoplasm
Molecular function (GO): zinc ion binding; ubiquitin protein ligase activity
Source: RefSeq, a predicted model, not a curated record
GAGCUCAGGGCGGCGCUGCGUUGCUGACGGUGUUGGUGCCCGCGGUGUUGGCCCUUGCGAUCGGCGCGACCAACGUUACACAGGCAGGCACAUACAGCGGCGCGUGCAAGGUGUUCACGUACACUGUGCAGGAGGAGAAGAGUGCGAGAAAAAAAAACCCCAACCCCUCGAGUGCAGGUUCAUUUCCCUCUGAUCUGUCGGUGCGUGCGGACGUGCGUCCCGUAGUGUCUCUCGUGCCCGCACACACACAACACCGCCGCUGCUGCUGUUGUUUUGUUGUUCCCUGUGUUUUUUUUUUCUCCGUGUGUGAUGUGCUGCAAGCCGAAGGCAGAAGGCUUCCACCACCCAAAAGGCAAGAUAAUGCUCCAAGCGCAGCUGCCACCGAUUUCGCUGGCGAUGAUUUACAAACAGAAGUGAAGGACGAUAAGUGUGUGUGUGUGUGUGUGUGUGUGACAUCCUUUCCGUCCGGGAAGUAGUGAAGAGCAGUGAGACGCUUGCAGGGCGAUUAAGUUAUUCCAGACACCGUGGUGUGUCUGCUCAGUGAUCGCUUUGUUUUGGUAGGAGCCGCCCAUCGAAUCGUCGUUCUUAUUGCUUUUUAUUCGACAACGGCGACGACGGGGACACGACACCUGAAUGAUAUCCUCGUCCCCGGUUUCUGAGGAGUGCACUGUGAGCAAACAGAAAGUAAAAACACCAACGGUGUGGCGCGUAGGAGGAGGGUUUGCGCAAGCGCGCGAACCUGUGGCAGUGUGUGAUACAGCAGGAUAGUCAAACAAGUGGCCAUCCGCAGUACGGAGGACGGUGGGGGGCGCAAGGGUCAGAGUUGGGUUUGCCUGUAUAAAACGGGAGGCGGCUGGAGAAAUUGCGUCCAGUGAACGUCGGGCCACCGGCUGGGAAGCGAGAAAAACAAGAAAGGAGAGUCAGUUGUACCUGUGCUGUGCCGCACUCAGUGUGCAGCUAAUUGCUUCGCAUCCUUGGCCACACCUGCCCCGGUGGGGCCCAGGUGGGACGUGAAAACGUAAAGCAAGUCCGUGUAAAUGUUUUAGGCCUGUAAGCGUUAGUGGUGCGUUAGUGAAGAAUUGUUUUGAUUUAAAUUACCGGUGUCCUAGGCUGUGUAAAUAGAACUAAAUCACCACCGCGGUGUGCAUUGUUGUGUGCUUUGUGUGUGUCUGUAUGUGUGUGUGUGUGUGUGUGUGUGUGUGUGUGUGUGUGAAAGUCUACAAUCAAAGCAAGCCGCCAAGAACCGUCUAUCAACCUGCAAACGAAUGCUGAAUUUUCGGUGAAAGAAACAUUGAGCACACAAUCAACAACAACUCUCCCCCCCUCCCCCCCCCCCCCCCAGAUCAAGCUUUUGCCGGUGGGCGUGUGUGUUUUGUGUGUGGUUUGUAAAACGAUGGUGGUCGCCGCCGGUCACCAACGCGCCCCGCUGGCGCUAGAGCGGUCGUCCGGCAGGGAAGAGUAGCGCGCGGACGCCACACGGCGCUAAGGAACAAAUGUCGGCCAGUGGUGGCGACGGUAUAGACUGCGAUCAACACGAUCAACCGGUGGCAAGGCAGCUCUCUGCGCUGCCCUGCCCGUCGUGGCCGCCGCUAGCCCGCGAGCACGUGCUGAACACAAACACAACACAAAUUUAAACUGAAACCGUCCGGCGGGGAGGAGAAACGAGCAGCCGUUCUUAACACACCGUGGGCCUAAGAGCCAAGCUAAGGAGGGGCAGGCAAGAAGAGAGAAACGAUUGCUCCCGUACUGCCCCUGUGCAAACGCAGGAACCACACAAAGCUGUAAAGAUGGCCGACGACGACGGCAGCAACAGCAGUAAAGGUGGUACGGAGCAGGAGGGAGGCGCAAGUGGUGGCGGCACGGCGGAGGGUGCCGCCGCCGCCGCCGCCGCCGGCAGCGCGGACGGUUCGUCGCCGUCCGCCGGCCGCAAGCCGCUGUCGGUGGCGCGGCUCAAGGAGAAGGGCAAGAAGCUGGCGUCGGCCCACAUCCACCGGGAGCUGGCGGUGAACGGGACGUCCGACAGCCUGAACCGGCUGCUGGACGAGCUGCUGUCGCCCGAGAGCCAGAUCUCGCUCAGCGAAAACAUCGAAUGGUGCCGGUGGUUGGUCGCCGGCGGCCGCACGCCCGCCGAGUUCGCCUCGAUCGUGCGAGCGUACGACAACCACGCCAAGUGUGGGCUGGUGUGGAUACCGCACGUGGUCGCGUACCGGUGCCGGACGUGCGGCAUCUCCCCGUGCAUGUCGAUCUGUCGCGACUGCUUCAAGCGGGGCAACCACCAGAACCACGACUUCAACAUGUUCCUGUCGCAGGCGGGCGGGGCCUGCGACUGCGGCGACACGUCCGUGAUGAAGGCGGAGGGCUUCUGCAGCGACCACGGGCUGAACAACUGCCAGAACAAGGCGCCCGUCCCGGACGACCUGAUGCUGGUGGCGGAGGCGAUGAUGCCGCGGCUGAUCCUGCGCAUGCUGCUGCACUUCCGCGAGUACAGCGCGAGCAACCUCGACUCGGACGACUGCCACCGGACGGCCGAGUACUGCAACGACUACUGCGCGAUGCUGAUGGAGUUCAACAACAUGGGCGAGCUGAUGCGGCGCGUCAUGACGCGCACGCUGAUCGACCGGGGCGUGUACCGGCGGCUGCUCGACCCGCCGUACCCGUCGCCCCGGUACGGCAAGUACAUCCGGGACGGGUGGCUGCAGUACGAGGAGGCGCUGCGCCAGUUCCCGUCACCCGAGCCGCCGCCCGACUACGCCCAUCUGGCGGCGCUCGGGCGCACGAUCGUGCACGAGACGCUGCUGGAGGAGUUCAUCUUCUGGACGUUCAAGUACGAGUUCCAGCAGCAGAUCGUCUGCUUUCUGCUGAACAUGCUGCCCGACCAGGACUACAAGGAGCAUCUGACGCGCACGUUCGUGAUGCACUACUGCCGCAUCCCGAGCGUGCUGGAGCUGUCCAGCGAUCCGGACACGCUCAGCAACCGGGUGGUGCACAUGAGCGUGCAGCUGUUCUCGAACGAGAGCCUCGCGCUCAAGAUGGUCGAGGAGCUGUCGCUGCUGCACGUGAUGAUCAUCAGCCUGCGGCAGAUGAUGUCGAAGAUACUGACGCCCCACACGCUGCACACGCCCGAGCACAACUUCCACUACGUGGUCGACUGUGCGGAACGGGUGAUGAAGGAGCACUGCUACUGGCCGCUGGUGUCCGAUUUCAACAACGUGCUGUCGCACGAGUCGGUCGCGCUCGUCUUCCUCAAGGACGACGAUCUGAUCGACAUGUGGUUCCAGUUCCUAUCGAUGUUGCAAGGAAUGAAUGUAAACAUUCGCGAAAUCAUCAGCCAUGUCGAGUUCGAGUCGAGUUCCUACUAUGCCGCCUUCAGCUGCGAGCUCGAGGCGAGCGCCUACCCGAUGUGGUCGAUCAUCUCGCACCUGCAGGAUCCGUCCCACGCGCCGCUGGCGAAGAAGAUCAUGAUGUACUGCGUGAACUAUCUGCAGGACUGGCUCGAUGCGAUCAACUUCUACCAGCAGCCCCGGUUCGAGAAGGAUGAAAUGUCCCGUGCGUCGUUCCACUUUCCGCUCCACCGCUAUCUGGCCGCGUUCAUCUGCCAGGGCGUAAAGACGAUGGGCAUGUCGCUGAACGAUAUCUUGCCGUCCGCGGAUCUGCUGCCGAAGCUGAUGAUGCAUCCACUGCGCGUGCAGAGCCUAUUCUACGAGAUCCUGUCCGGCGUGUGGGUGCGGAACGGGCUGCAGAUCAAGGGCCAGGCGAUGACGUACAUCCAGGCGAACUUCUGCAACUCGAUGGUCGACAUGGACCUGUUCUUCCUGCAGAUCUGCGCGACCCAGCUGCCGCCGAACCUGUUCGUCAGCGAGUGCAUCCUGAUGUUCGGCGUGGAGGACUGGCUCGGCAUGAGCGUGCUGAGCACGCCGCCCGAGAUGGAGCAGGACUCGAUGCUCGAGGGGCUGCUCACCUUUCUAGCGACGCUCAUCACGUCCCGCAUCAACCUCGGCAACGACGAGACGACGCAGUGCAUGAUCGAGAUCAGCGCGCUGCUCGCGACCGGCGAGAAGACGCACAGCCAGCUGCUCGAGCUGAUGCCGGAGCGGAGCGGCAACGCGCACACGCGCAACUUCGAGCGCUACCUGAAGGAGCUGUCGAUCUACCGGCCGCCGCCGGUCGGCUCGGAAAACCUCGAGCAGGGGUUGUUCAUGCCGGUGCCGGCCGUCUGGGAGCGCCACUACGAUCCGCUGCACGUGCUGCUGCGGGCGGUGCAUCGGCGCGACUUCCAGAACUCGCUCGACCGGUUCGGCGCGUACGUGAAGCAGGCGGGCAAGAUGCCCCGGAGCGGCAACCUGUGGCCCCCGUUCCGGCUGCCGGGCUCGUGCGGCCCGGCGUACAGCGAUCCGGGCGCGCUGCUCGGCUCGCGCAUCCUGCACGCCACGCUGCUGGCCAUCUUUUACCGGGCGGUGCACAAGCACAACGUGUCGGAGCAUCUGCUCGCGCUCGCCGUCUUUCUGCUCGAGAUGGCGGUGUGCAAUGCGGGCGGAGCGAACGGCGGGGAGCCGGCCAGCAGCCGGUCGACGGCGGAACCGGCCGCCACGAGCAAAACGAUCGAGGAGCAGACGGGCCGCCCAUCGGUGAUUGGGUGCGGCGGGGAGCCGGUGCCCGAUCUGCUCAACUGCUACCCGAGCAACUGUCUGAGCGACAAUCUGAAGAUGACGGUGAAGCGCAUCUCGCUGCUGCCGGCGAUGCGCCGCUCGCCCGUGUCGUACCGGCCGCUGGACGGGGGCAGCCCCCCGUUCGACAGUGACGUCGAGUGGGACCUGUCCGAGGACGAGACGCUCAUGAUGAUUGGCGGCAAUGCGGAGAGCGACCCGGCGGCCGGUGCCGGAGCGGCCCCGACCACUGCCGGCCAGGGUGGUGCGGUGGAGCGGGCAGGAGGCAGAGGGCCGUCCGGGGCUGCGGGGGUCGAGCAGCGGCUGGUGCCGGCGCGUGCCAUCAACAGCGUGGAGGUGGUGCCGCUGACGCAGGACCUGACGCCGAUGGCGAACGCGGGCCUCGUGUUUACCGCGCGCCGACCGGCCGCCAUCCAUGCGCCGCCGGCCGCAUCGACCACCAGCACCAGCCAGAUGGUGGUGGAGGAAGAGGAAGACGACGAAGAGCACGUGCAGGAGCAGGAGGGGGAGGGAGAGGAGGAGAAUGGAACGGGCAGUAGUGGGCAGCCGAUCGCGAGCGAUAUGGAGGCGAGACGGCGCCGCUGGCAUUUGUUCCAGCGGCUGCUUGGGCAGCAGCCGGGCGCAACACCGACGGCGACAGCAACCACGACGACGACGACGACGACGACGACGGUGGAACCACAGGACGAAGACAUGCCCGCCUACCACGUGAUGGAUUCGGACGGGGACGUUGUGGUGGAGGAGGAGGACGAGGAGGAUGACGCGCAGCAGCAGCAGCAGCAGCAGCCGAGCGAACUGUUGGCGAUGCGCGCCCGCUACCUGAUGCUCGAGCGGAGGCGCAGCAGCAUCGGCAACGCGAACGUCGUCCAGCCCGCCGACGUGGACGAGUACAUCGACGUCGAGGCGGAGGACGACGGUGGCGAGGACGAAGGAGCCGAACAGGAGGGCGAAGGGGGAGACCGGCGGCGUCGCCGCCCGUCCGAGAACGGGGCACGCCGCCGCCGGAUGGACGAGGACGACGAGGACGGCGGCGACGAGGCGACCGACAUUGCCGACAUCCAGUCGAUCGUGCCGCGGGCCACGCUGGUCGGCAGCCGGACCCGCUCGGUGCAGCUGGGCCGGCGGCGUGCGGCGGCGAGUGGCGCUGGUAGUGGGGGACUGCUGCAUCACCACCAUCACCACCAUCACCACCAUCACCAUCAUCCGUCGGCGGGCGUCGGGCCCGGGUCGCUCAUACGCGCCACCGCCACCGGCGUCGGCGACAGCGCCGGCGGUCCGGCCCGGGCGACCGAGUUUAUCGUGGAGGAGGCGGCGGACGAUGUGCCGGCGGGCGGCCCGACCGGCGUGGAACUGAUGAUCCGGCACGAGUUUGUGCCGGUGCCGGGUGGCGAAGUCGGCGGGCAGGAGAUAGCGAUACCGCAGCAGCAGCAGCGUGCCCUGACGCCGCCCGUGUUCGGUGCGACUGGCGCUGGUGCGGUGGAAGCGACCGGUGGUAUGCUGCUGCCGUUUAACCGGGCAGCGGCGGCGGUGGCGGCAGCGGCGGCGGCAUCGUCGUCGUCGUCACCAUCCGCCACGGCAGCGACGGCGGUUGGCACGAGCGGCAACCUGAGCGUGGUGCCGCAGCAGCCGAACCAGCUGCAGAGCUACUACCACGCGAACCAUCACCACCAUCACCACCAUCACCAUCGGCACCAUCACCAUCACCAUCAUCACAGCGGCGCAGCGGGCACAGGAGUUGGAGGCGGAGUAGGAGGGGGAGGAGCAGGCGGUGCACAGCACGGGGCGCAGUCGCUGGCGCAGCAAACGCCCCGCCACUACCAUCGCAGUUUGCAGCCGGCGGGUGGUGGCAGCGCCGGUGCUGCCGGUGCUGGUGGGGCACGUGGGGCGGGCGGUGGUGGUGCGGGAGGUGGGCAGGCGAACUGGACGCGGUUCAAGCGGCGCAGCAUGAUGGCGAACCACCACGGCCGGCAGCAGCAGCACCAGCACCAGCACGGUAGUGCGGGUGGCGUCGGCGAGAUGACGAUGCGCGAGGGCGCUGGUGGUGGGCCGACCGGCCGGGAAGGCAACAGCGAGAGCGACACGAUCGUGCUGGAGGAGUCGAUCAUCUCGCUGCUGCUGAAGCUGCACUCGCAGCUGAGCGGGGCCCUGGACAGCUUCUCGCUCGACGACGAAACGGAGGACGAGCUGACGGCGGCGGCAGCAAGUAGCGGCGGUAGUGCUGCAUCGACCAGCGGCAGCAGCCAGCAACCUUCCGGGACGGGCGUGCCGUCGUCGUCCAGCACCGGUCAGCGGCAGCAGCCCGACGGCGACCACGCAAAGAUGGAGCUGGACGAGGAGGAGACGCCCGCCGGCAGCAGCGGCGGCGGCGGUGGCGAGAAAACUACUAGUCAACAGCAGCGGGCACCGCCGCAACGGGGCCGGGGCCGCAUCUCCGACUCGCGCAUCGGCGACGGGCCGUUCUUCAUCGGCAAUCUGCUGCGCAAGAUAGCCGCGCUGGACGCCACGUGCGCGGUGCGCAUCGAGCAGAUCCGGGCGGAGCUGUGGCCGAACCAAAGAGAGCGGCAGGCGGAGCAGAAGGCGCGCGAGGCGCGCGAAAAGGAGGAGCGCACCAAGCGGGCCAAGGAGCGGCAGAAGAAGAUGAUGGAGGAGUUCGCGAACCGGCAGAAGCGGUUCAUGCUGCUCGCGAUGGCCUCGAUGGGCGGUGGCGGCGAUUCGUCCGGCAUGGAUUUCGGCUUCGGCGAGGAGGAGUCAGCGGGGGCGGCAGCGACGGCGGCGGCGGCAGGAACCGACGGUGAGUCGGCGGCGGCCGCGGCAGCGGCAGCACGGGCCGCGGCGGAGCGACAGGCGGCGGAGGAGCAGCAGGCGGAAGCGCUGCGCGAGAAGGAGUACGACUGCAUCAUCUGCAACACGUCCGGCCCGAGCACGGAGACGAACCCGAUCGGGCUGGUCGUGCUGGUCGAGUCGAGCAGCGUGGUGGGGCAUCGGCGCACGCGCCCCGAGCGGCUCGCGCUGCCCCUGUCCCGCGACGACCAGGCCCGGCUCGCGGACAGCGUGACGCUCGCGAGCGAGUUCAACAAGCGCAUCGAGCUGCUGCAGUGGAAGUUCGGCCAGACGUCCUGGUUUCUGUCGCACAACAUCGGCUGGGACGGGGGCGUGCACAUCCAGUCCUGCGGGCACCACGUGCACCUGUCCUGCCAGGACGCGUACCUCAAGUCGCUGCACACGCCCCGCAGCCCGAACAAUCUGAACGUCGAGCUGGGCGAGUUCUUCUGUCCCGUGUGCCGGCAGCUCGCCAACUCGGUGCUGCCGCUCAGCCCGGCGCUGGACCGGCCGGCGCCGCUGAUACGGGCGCCGACGCCGCCCCACCACACGCUCGUGCUCGAGCUGAUCCAGCUGUUCCAGGAGAGCAAGCGGGCCCCGAUGGCGAGCAAGUUCUGCGAGGCGAUGGGGCGCGCCAUGGGCAACAUUACCGCCUGCACGCAGCGCAUCAUCAAGAGCUAUCCGGUGACGCUGCAGAGCCUGUUCUCGUUCGUGCUGUCGAUCGCGCGCACCAACCUGGAGGCGGAGGUGAUCCAGCGGGGCGGCUCGCUCUGCAGCACCGAGGACAUCCGGUACAAGCCGAAGCGGGACUGCAUCGUGCCGCUGCUGCACGUGCUGUCGCUGCACGUCCGGCUGAUGAUCAACGACGACUGGCCGAUCCGGUUCAAGGUCGGCGACGACUGGCCGUGGCACUCCUGGUCCCGGCUCGCCGGCAUCCAGCUCGCGUACGACGGCGUGGAGGUGGGCGUGGAAGCGCACGAAGCGUCCUUCGACCGGCUGGCGGUGGUUCCGGCCCGCACUGGCACUGCUGCUGCCGCUAGCAACACCACCACGAAGGCUGCACGCCACGACGAGCGUGUGGAUGAGGAGCGGGACGAUGAGGAGGACGAUGAUGAUGACGAUGAUGACGACGAGGAGGAAGAGGAUGAUGAUGAUGACGAGGAGGAGGAUGACUGGAACGACGCGGAAGACCAGUACACGGAGUUUCUGCGCGACAUGCUGUUGCGAGCGCCGUCCGGCACAACGGCCGACGGUGCUGCUGCUGCAGCCGCCGGUUCGCCUUCAGCCGCCGUGUCAUCGCCGGCGGCAGCGUCCGCCACUGCCGACACGACGAAAGCGGCCGCCGCCACGAGCACGAUCGUCGACACAGAAACCAUACCCGAUCUGAUCAGCGAUCCGACCGCGCUGCUGCUCAAGUUCAUCCUGCUCGCGCCGCUCCAUCUCGAUCAAGCUUACUUUACCUGCAUCGUGAAGGUGACGUACAACCUGCUGUACUACCAGAUCGUCCUGCAGCUCUGCACCCAUCUGACGGAGGAGGAGUGCGACGAGAUACUGGGGCGGUACGGACCGACCGCCCAGCCGCCGCCGGCGGUGGUGCGCGAGCGGGGCGUCCCGCACAUCGGCGUCGCGAUGGCGUUCGUGCUCAGCCAGCUAGACCGCUGCCGGCACAUCCGCAGCGACAGCGUGCUGAUGGGCGAGUUCGGUGGCGAGGGCGACGGUGGCUACGAGUCGACCAGUGGCGGCGGCGGCACCACGAAGCGCCUCAACCUGGAUGUGUACGAGAAGCGGCUGCAGCGGCUCUGUCUGCCAUUUUUGCGCGUGGCCGCCCUGCUCCGGCACCACAUCUACCGGGCGGAGAUACCGGACAUUGCCGGGCCGCAGCUCGAGUUCGCCCGGCUCGUCUACUUCCUCGAGCUGGUGACCGUCUCGAUGGACUGGGACAAGUUUAACGCGAGCAGGGCGCUCUGCUUCCUGCACGGGACCGAGCUGGCCCUGCCGAAGAACUGGUGCGACCAGCUGCGCAACCUGCGCCCGACCUACGAGUCGACCCGGUCGCUGAUCGUCCAGCAGCACAUCGACUGGCGCCAGCCGAAGCUGCUCGGGCUGCCCCGCGAGUACGAGCGGCUGUUUACGUACUAUCACGAGCAACCGUGCCAGAAGUGUCAGAACGUGCCGAAGGAAAGCUCCAUCUGUCUGCUGUGCGGCACGAUCGUGUGCAUCAAGCAGUCGUGCUGCAAGGUGCGGGACUACUGCGAGGCAGUGCGGCACUCCAUUAGUUGCGGCGGCGGGACGGGCAUCUUUCUCGUGAUCACCUCGACCUACAUCAUCGUCAUUCGGGGCCACCGGGCGUGCCUGUGGGGUUCGCUCUACCUGGACGACUACGACGAGGAGGAUCGUGAUUUAAAGCGCGGCAAACCACUGUAUCUUAGCGAGGAUCGGUUCAAUCUGCUCGAAUCGCAGUGGCUGUCGCACCGGUUCGCCCACACCAAACACAACUGGGUGUGGCAUCGGGAUUCGCUGUAAAAAAAACACAGCGCAGACAUUAACAGACAUCGGCAUACAAGCAAUCCAGACAGCCCGGGAACCGGGGACAGGACACAGGACAAGUUGCAAUCGCCAAGGAGUCACAUGGCCACGAACGCGCACUGUGGGGCGAAAGGCGCAACUAGAGCCAGCGAUCGAUCCACGCGCGUGUGUGUGUGUUUGAGUGUAUGCGUGUCUGUGUGUAUGUGUAUGUACGUUUUGUGAUAUUUUUCUACAACUACAGCAAGGGUUUCGAGGAGCAUUUGCCAGAGAAAAGAUGCGCGACAGUGAGCGGGCGCGAGACACCUUCGCCAUGGCACGGCAAACAAAAACGAAAACGAAAAAGCACAGGUCCGAGGGGCGACGCGAACACUGUGUGUGAGUGAUCGCGACGCUGCUCGUCGAUGUGUGUUGUGCAGUGUGUCCCCAUCGCUGUUUGAACCUUCCACUCCCCCAUCCAGGACGCAGGCUCUCGGUCUGCACAUACUCGCUCACCACGCUCUUCCCUUCCUUUGCGUCCAAACAUCCGCCUCCGGCCCAACGGGAACACACACACACACAAGUACUCAGCACGUGCAAUGCAAAGAGAGAGAUAGAGAGAGAGAGAGAGAGAGAGAGAGAGAGCGCGAUAGAGAUAUUAAGGUGACGAUGAAUUUCGAAGGAAAGGCAAAACUCCCCGUUUUGUGACCGUUAAAGCGUAAACAUCAAAAUUGGUAGCAUUGUGUGACGAAAUUGUGAUAUAUAUAUACUCCUUUUCGUGUGUGUGUGUCUGUGUGUGUGUGUACCGCACUGUCUUGUUGCGAUUUAUGUUUGUCUCCACCUUCAGUUGGACCCAAAUCCAACCCUACCAAAAAAAAUGCAUUAUUAAGUCGGUGCUCCGGCCGUUAUUCUUUUCUCACACCCACACGCACACACACACACACACGGAGAAACAAUAUAUGUUUGUUAUUUGAUUUUUGGUUGUCGCAGCGCAGCGCUGCUUUUGAUGAAAGGUUUGAAAAAUGAAAGCAAAACAAAAAUGAAGCUGAAAAUCGCCACGUUUCGCAUGAUUUAGUUUCUCGCCGUUCGACCAGGCAACCGAGGCUCUGCAUACACACAUUCAUAUUUAUGUAGGAGCUUAUAUAAAUGCAUAUAUAUACAUAUAUAUAUAUAUACACACGCAUAUAUAAAACCACUCUAUAUGUACCAUUUAGAUAGUGUUGUGUACUAUUAAUAGGCGAAAACAAAAGGCGUGUGCAUUGUGGUUAGGUUAGCAGUGGUUCAGAGCGAAUGGCAGCAGUACGGGAAAUGCGUUAAUACUUACGAGCAUUCGCGGUACGCUUAUCGGGGCCCGGGAGUGCACGGAACGAAACGAGACUUAGAAGGCAGCAGAGGAAGAAGAGGAAGAGGAACAAUGGAUGAUAUUAGCAGCCCCCCUAGCCCCUCCAUCCCCACACUCGUGGUAUAUGUGGGUGUGUGUGUGUGUGUGUGCUGUACUAGAGUUCUACGUGUAUUGUAGUAUGCUGCUCUAUUACGGUUCACACACUGUAGCGCUAGAUACAUUAUUGAAUAGAAUUCUCUCACGUGAAGUAUAACGCAUCUUAUACUCAGAGAAAGAGAGAGGAGAGAGAGAGAGAGAGAGUUUGAGAGAAAGCGUCAAUGAGGGAAGAGCGAUAUAACGAGACGUUCUUGUGGCGGUUUGGAAUGAAAAAGCUUUUCUGGACUCAAUUAAAAUCCUUCCUCUAUACACACCUCACCCCUCCUGUCCUAAUUGGUCUACUAUUGUGAUGUGUGUGUGUGUGUCCCUGGCUGUUUGAAUGGUAAUGUGUGUGUGUGUGUGUGGGUGUGUGGGUGCGAAUGAAUAUAUGUGUGCGUGUCGUUACUGUUUUUGCACUUCCAAAGCGUGCAAGGCGCGCGCAAAAAAACAACUCAAAACGUGACAGAGACACAAACCGAGCGCCCCCGCACACAUGUUGUUUAGUGUUUCGCAGCCGGAUUAAUACGGUGCAUGAGAGGCAAAGGAGGGGGGGGAAUGGGGGAAAUAAAUCUAUUAGAAUAUGAAAUUUAACGAUGUGUAGCGAGCGAGAAUUUAGCCUGGUUAACGAAUUAUUGGUAGAUAGUCUUGGGAUGGGACAGGGGAAAGGGGGGGAGGCAGGGUAAGGUUGUCUAGAAAUGCUGGUGAGGACCCCCGGUAACCCUCAUCAUAAUGCCCCCCUACCCCCACAUCUUACUCGUAAGUUACCCUGUAAGUGAUGCUACUCGCAAGUUUUUGUGUACGAAUCGAAUUCGUCGAUUCGUUGUUUUCGGUGUGUUGUUUAUUUUUUUUUUUUGGUUUGUUUCGUUCAUUAAGAAUCAGGAUGAGAUAAGGAGCAGUGCGUGUGUGUGUGUGUGUGUCUCCUCCCGGAGGUGACGAUAUGUCAGCUACUCCAUCCUCCAAGCGCGUUACACACGUGCGCCGCUGCUCCUUCUUUAUGCAUACGCAUGCGACACAACUACUCUUAGGUUACUUACGUUGCGGUUUAUUAUUGUUUACGGUUACAAUUAUGAGAAUUACGUUUAUAUACUCUCUAACACCCUGUGCCCUCCUACCACUGUUUUUUUAAAAUAUGAUUAUUAUUAUUAUUAUUACCCCGCCCGCUAUUGUUUAUAAUCCCUGCGAAAUGUGUAUAUUGAAGGAGAGGUAGUGUUGUAAUAUGCUAGAUAAAUGUAAGAUUGUAUGCAUCGUCAAGAAAAUCCGGAUGCUCCAUACGUGGCUCUGUGUUGA